AUGUCUUCAAACGAAGCCGUUCCAAAGCUCAGCCUCACACAGGGAAAGAAAAACAAACGCGAUUAUGGUGCUCACCAGUCCAACAUAUAUCGAGGUAUGUCACGCCCCUGCAGCUGUUCAAUGAGACCAUACAGACAAUUAAGAAGACCAACAGAUGGAACAUUCCUCAACAAGUUCCCUCUCGUGACCACCGACCCCAAUAAAUUAGCAGCACAAGCCAAAGAAAAACUUCCAGAGACAUCAUACAACUACAUUGCCGGCGGAGCCGGGGAGAAAGCCACAAUGGACGCGAAUCGACUCGCUUUUCGACAGUGGAAACUGGUCCCUCGGAUGCUGAGAGAGACCAGUAUCCGUGAUCUCACCAUCGAGUUGUUUGGUGAAAAAUAUGGUAGUCCAACCUUUCAAACCGGAUUGACAAGAAAGUGAGCGAGUUGAACAGAUGCUGAUGUUGAUAGAAACCCCGAUCUUGAUGGCUCCAAUUGGCGUCCAAUCCAUCUUCCAUGAAGACAAGGAAACGGGACUGGCGGAAGUCUGCGCAGAGCUCGAUGUCCCAUUCAUCAUGAGUACCGCAGCUUCCUCGACCAUAGAAGAGGUCGCGGAGGCGAGCGGAAAUGGUCCGCGUUGGUAUCAACUGUACUGGCCCCAAGAUGACGAAGUCACGCUCUCGCUUCUGGACCGCGCCAAGAAGAAUGGAUUCAAAGUCCUCGUUGUGACGCUUGAUACUUGGGCGCUGGCUUGGAGACCGGCGGAUUUGGAUAAUGGUUAUGUACCGUUUAUCAAAGGGACUGGGGUUCAAGUUGGGCUCUCGGAUCCGGUCUUUCGUCGAAAGUGCCGGGCGAAAUUUGGCCAUGAGCCGGAGGAGAAUAUUGUAGAAGUGUGUUUCUUGUGAAGAGGCAAGAAGACAGUUGCUAAAGUGUACAGGCCUCCGUAGCUUGGCUCGGCGACGUCGUUUCUGGCAAGUCGCAUACUUGGGACCGACUGAAAUUACUGAGGGACAACUGGGAGGGACCGCUUGUGCUGAAGGGAAUUCAGGUAUAUUUCCACCAGCUGGGAAGUCGGACAUGGGCUGAUUCCACAGAAGCAUCCGGAAGAUGCCAAACUCGCAAUUGAGCACGGAUGCGAUGGGAUUAUCGUAUCAAAUCACGGAGGUUAGUUCCCUCUCCUCCAAACCAUACUGUAACUGAACCUCUCUAGGACGACAACUCGACGGCGCCGUCGCAUCUCUAGAAAUGCUUCCCGAGAUCGUGGAUGCGGUAGGCGACAAAGCGACCGUUCUCUUCGACAGCGGGAUCCGAACAGCAGCCGAUAUCAUUAAAGCACUCUCGCUCGGUGCGAAAGCGGUGCUGGUGGGCAGACCGGUAAUUUACGGACUGGGAAUUGCGGGAAAGGUAUGAGGAGCAUCUAGAAGAACGAUUGUCUUUGACUGACUGUUUGGUGUAGGCCGGAGCCAAAGAGGUUCUUCAGGGCAUUCUGGCGGAUCUGGACCAAUCUAUGGGUCUUGCUGGGAUUCAGAGGGUUGGUGAUUGUAAGAGGGAGAUGCUUAGGAAGGUGGUGUAUGGGGGGGAUGUUAAGUCUUCGUAUUGAGGAUGGAGGGUGGGAUUGCCUCGUUGGGCUCGCUAAGUAUACAGUGGAAUGGACUGGCGAUGGAGUACCAUCUAAAAAACUCCCCCCAAAAAAAGACGCCAAAGAUCAAACUGGCAAAACCUUAUGCAGAACUUUCGGUCUGUCAGGAGAAAGACCCACACCCACUGCCUGCGCUUUUAGGUAGCUAGAUUUUUUUAACGGAACAAGAGGUGUUACA
Molecule: messenger RNA, 1801 nt
Organism: Hymenoscyphus albidus
Lineage: Eukaryota; Fungi; Ascomycota; Leotiomycetes; Helotiales; Helotiaceae
Source: the annotation of a GenBank genome assembly